UGAUGAUGGUGGUGAGUCUGUGUCCGGUGCCUCCUGCUGUGCUGUGUGCUCGUCCCUGAGACUGAUGAGUGAUGAGUGCUGCUCAGAGCAUUUAAGCGCCAGGCAUGGCUGUGACUCAGUGGGUUUUCCUCCAUGGACAUCCCUCAGGUUGAUUUAGCUGUACCCAUGAUGAACUUUGACGGUCUCGACGCUGGGAUGGGUGAAUACCCCCCCAGCCUUCACGGGACUCUGGAGGCGGGUAUGGAGCCCUCCAUGGACCCGCACCUCAACCCUAACUUGCUGCAGGGUGUGGAGCUCGAUCCAGAGGGUCUGGCCGUGACGGUUCCAGAGCCAGUGCAUCUCAUGGAGGGGAUGUUUUCUGAGCUCCACAGUGUAGUCUCAGAAGUUGGCAUCCCAGUCACCGCAAUGCAUUUUGAUCUCCAGGAGGAAAUGCUCUGGAUGGGAAACCACAGGGGCCAUGUAACCUCAUUCUUUGGUCCUACAAUGGGCCGGUAUUCUUCUUUCCAAGUGCACGCAACCGAUGACAUCCGACACAUUCAGAGUUUGGAAACAGGCGUGCUGUUCCUCUCUAAGAGCAACCUCAAAUGCUACACUCGCGGGGGCCUUGUCAUGUUUGAUUAUCCGAUGGAGGAAGGAGCUGAUAUGCACAGUCUUCUCAUGACUGAUAACAAUAUGUUGCUCAUGGGUGGAUUACAAAACUAUGUGGUUGAAGUUGACUUGAAUACUGUUCAGGAAACUCAAAAGUUCACUGUUGAGGUACCAGGAGUGGCAAUAAUGCGUCAGACAAGUCGUUUCUUCUUCUGUGGGCACACGUCUGGGAAGGUAACCCUUCGAGACUUGCGCACCUUCAAGAUGGAGCACGAGUUUGAUGCGUUCUCCGGCAGCCUGUCAGACUUUGACGUUCAUGGAAAUCUUCUGGCUGCCUGUGGGUUCUCCAGCCGAGGACUGAACGGGAUGGCGUGUGACCGUUUUCUCAUGGUGUAUGACCUCCGCAUGAUGCGAGCCGUGACUCCACUUCAGGUGCAUGUGGACCCUCUCUUCUUGCGCUUCAUUCCUACCUACACGUCACGCCUGGCAAUCAUCUCACAGACAGGUCAGUGCCAGUUCUGUGAACCCACUGGCCUCGCCAAUAUGGCGGACAUUUUCCACGUCAACACUGUGGGCCAGUUGCUCAUGAGCUUUGACGUCUCAUCCAGCAAACAAGCCUUGGCCUUCGGGGAUUCCGGUGGGUGUGUGCAUCUGUGGUCUGAUGCUCCGGAGGUUUCCUUUAACGACUACUCUCGGGAGACAGAGUUUGCGCUGCCUUGCCUUGUGGACACGCUGCCUCAGCUGGACUGGAACCACGACCUGCUGCCCCUCUCACUCAUUCCCAUGCCACUGACCAGCACUGAGCCGCUGCUGUCAGACUGGCCCACUGCCCUGGCAACACCAAGCCCCAGGCGAGCUCCUCCUGUGGACCCAGAAAUCCUGCGCACAAUGAAAACUGUCGGGUUCAUUGGUUAUGCAGCAAAUCCUCGGACCCGCCCUCGCAACCAGGUUCCUUAUAAAAUUAAAGAUGUGGAGCUCGAUUAUGAUAAUUAUAACCAGGUCCCUGAAUCACCAAUUGGACGUGAUGAGGAGCCACAUCUCUACAUGGUGCCCAAAAAGUUCAGAAAGGUCACAAUUAAAUACUCUAAACUUGGACUGGAGGACUUUGACUUCAAACAUUACAACAGAACCUUGUUUGCCGGGCUGGAGCCUCACAUUCCCAAUGCUUACUGUAACUGCAUGAUCCAGGUAUUAUAUUUCCUGGAGCCAAUCCGAUGUCUAGUGCAGAAUCAUUUGUGCCAGAAGGAGUUCUGUUUGGCCUGUGAGCUCGGCUUCCUCUUCCACAUGUUGGAUUUGUCACGAGGAGACCCAUGUCAGGCCAGUAACUUCCUCCGAGCAUUUCGCACCAUCCCUGAAGCGUCAGCGCUGGGCCUGAUCCUUGCCGACUCGGACGAGCAAACAGGGAAGGCCAGACUCGGUCGCUUAAUCCAAAGCUGGAACCGGUUCAUCCUCACCCAGCUCCACCAGGAGACACAGGAGCAGGAGGGUCCGCAGGCCUACAGGGGAGCCAGCAGCAGCUCUCUGGGCUCCUCUGGUGAGUCUGUCAUUGGAAAAUUGUUUGGAUGUGAAGUUGAGAACAGCAGCCUAUGUCGCUGUGGCAAGGAGACGGUCCGUUCGUCGCUCACGUUGCUCUUCACCAUGCAUUACCCCGAGCAGAAUUCUCAAGAAAAGACAGUGAAGGAGUACGACUUUGCCGAGAUCCUGAAGAAGAGCAUCUGUCUGGAGCAGAGCACUCAGGCGUGGUGUGAAAACUGUGAGAAGUAUCAGCCCACAGUGCAAACACGCAACAUUCGAUGUCUACCAGACGUCCUGGUUAUAAACUGUGAGGUGAACAGCGCUAAAGAGGCUGAAUUCUGGAAGGUUCAGGCGGAGUAUGCCUUCAACAAGGCCAUGCAAAAGGAGGCAAUGGAACCUCCAAAACCUAAGGAACCCCCACCAAUGCCCACAGAGUGGUGUCUGGACGGGGAGGAGAUAUGCAGUAUGGAGGGCUUCACCUUUGACACUCGAGCAGAGGAUCUGCGUCACGUCUGGAUCCCUCUCACUCUCAAGAUGUCCAUCAGCAAAACUCAGGGGCUGGAGAUCAGCAGCUGGCCUGAAGGAGAGGAGUUAAGCGCUGCUGAGGAGGCGGAGGGUGCUUCUCUCUAUGACUUGGUGGUCACGGUGCCCCAUAUCCUGGACGCUCGCACGGGUGGAAACUUGGUUGCACACAUCAAAGUGGGAGAGACCUACCAUCAAAGGAAAGAGGGAGUUACACACCAACAGUGGUACCUUUUCAAUGAUUUCUUAAUUGAGCCAAUUGACAAGGCUGAAGCUGCACAGUUUGACGUGAGCUGGAAAGUGCCAGCCAUUCUGUAUUACGCCAAGAGGAACUACCACACUAAAUACGACCUCCGCAUUAAAAACCCCAUAGAUGCCAGUGUUCUGCUGACAGAGGCUUCGCUGGCUCGGAAGCAGAGGAAGAGUCACGCCACGUUCAUCCCCCUCAUGGUCAGUGAGAUGCCGCAGGCUGGCGACUUGGUGGGGCUGGACGCAGAGUUUGUCACACUCAAUCAGGAAGAGGCAGAACUGCGCAGUGAUGGCACCAAAUCGACCAUCAAGCCCAGUCAGAUGUCUGUGGCCAGGAUCACCUGUGUGAGAGCAGGGCCCAACGAGGGCGUGCCCUUCAUCGAUGACUACAUCUCUACUCAGGAACAGGUGGUCGACUAUCUGACACAAUAUUCUGGCAUCAAACCAGGAGACCUGGAUGCAAAGAUUUCUUCAAAGCAUUUGACCACUCUGAAGUCCACCUACCUAAAGCUGCGCUUCCUUAUCGACACAGGAGUUCGCUUUGUUGGUCACGGCUUACAGAAGGACUUUCGGGUCAUUAAUUUAUUGGUUCUCAAAGACCAAGUCAUUGACACUGUCUACCUGUUCCAUUUGCCCCGCAAGAGGAUGAUUUCUCUGAGAUUUCUCGCCUGGUACUUUUUAGACCUCAACAUCCAGGGGGAAACCCACGACAGCAUAGAGGAUGCACGCACCGCUCUGCAGCUGUACAGGAAGUACCUGGAGCUGAGUCGUGGAGGUGGGAACGACGAAGUGAGGAAGGUCCUGAAGGGACUCUACGAAAAAGGCCGCCAGCUGGACUGGAAAGUCCCCGACUCGGACACAGGAGAUGGUCAAGGUGCUGCUGUGUUUCCCUCUGUGAUGGGGCUGUGAGCUGCACCGUGAUAUCUUCCCCGUGGAAAGGUUUUGACUGAACUCACCCAGUUCAGUUAGUGUCAUAUUUUGUACGUAUUUGCAUUUAUUUUUGCAUUGUGUACAGUGUUAACAGAUCUUUGUUGCCUGCACAGUCCACUGCAGAUCGGUGACUGCACAGUUUUAAUCGUGUCAAAGUUUCUCAGAAACAGGAAAUGAAAUUGUAUUUUAUGAUUUUGGAGCCUUUUUUAUAUAAGAAAAAAAAAUGUAGCUUGUUUUUUGGUGCAUCUACAUAAAUAAAUAAAUACCAUGAACACUG
Molecule: messenger RNA, 4081 nt
Organism: Lates calcarifer (barramundi perch)
Lineage: Eukaryota; Metazoa; Chordata; Actinopteri; Centropomidae
Gene: pan2
Product: poly(A) specific ribonuclease subunit PAN2
Biological process (GO): mRNA processing; nuclear-transcribed mRNA poly(A) tail shortening
Cellular component (GO): PAN complex; P-body
Molecular function (GO): protein binding; poly(A)-specific ribonuclease activity; nucleic acid binding
Source: RefSeq, a predicted model, not a curated record